This is a messenger RNA of Thlaspi arvense, 1875 nucleotides long. The record is from the annotation of a GenBank genome assembly. NCBI's taxonomy places the organism in Eukaryota, Viridiplantae, Streptophyta, Magnoliopsida, Brassicales, Brassicaceae.
AAAAAAAAACAUUAUAAAAUAACUCGCACAAAAUUAAGGAGGCAGCGUGCUAAUUAAAUAAAUUAUGAAAAGCGUGAGUUUUCUUUUUUUUGGUACAACUAAUAAUAAUAAGUGAGAAAAUAUUAUUUAGAGUUUGCUUCACGUUUGAGUUUCAACAAAAAAAGAGUAACAGCGCCAGGAGAAUUUUAUCGGGUCGCAAGUGUUGUUUCAGCUUCGGGGGGAUUUGUCUUCGCGGCGGCUUUGACCUUUCCGUAUACCGCCAAUCAAAUCGCUGGCUUACUGUACACCCUACCUUCUCUGAUCAUUCCACCCUCUCCACUAGAUCCGACCCGAAAUGGAUCCUUCUCCGUAACUUCGUUUGAGAUUCGGCAUUCCUCUGUUCCGUAUAACGUUUAUCCUCUUCCCUUCUCCACCAACUAGCUCGCUCCCUAACUUCUCCAGUUUUUUUUCUUGAGGUUUAUCUGGAAAAGAUGGAAGUUAGCGGGGACCUGAGUUCCGAUAACUUAAAGAACCGCCCCUUGACUCCGCUUAGGAUUCUGAGGGGCCUCGUGAUCUUGCUGGUGUUUCUGUCUACUGCUUUUAUGUUCCUCAUCUACUUUGCACCGAUAUUUGCUCUAGGUCUACGGCUUCUCAGUGUGCACCAGUCCAGGAAAGCUAUUUCGUUCCUCUUUGGUCACUGGUUAGCCCUGUGGCCUUACCUCUUCGAAACGGUCAACGGGACGACCGUCGUGUUCUCUGGAGACAGCAUCCCGGUCGAGAGACGUGUUUUGCUGAUCGCGAACCACAGGACAGAGGUUGAUUGGAUGUACCUGUGGAACAUUGCCCUGAGGAAAGGGUGUCUUGGCUACAUCAAAUACGUGCUCAAGAGCAGCUUGAUGAGGUUGCCUAUUUUCGGCUGGGGGUUUCAUGUUCUUGAGUUUAUCCCAGUGGAGAGGAAGCGGGAGGUCGACGAACCUGUUAUGCUUCAAAUGCUUUCAACUUUCAAGGAUCCUCGGGAACCCUUGUGGCUCGCUCUAUUCCCGGAAGGAACCGAUUUCACUGAAGAGAAAUGCAAGAGGAGCCAAAAGUUUGCAGCUGAAGUUGGUCUUCCGGCAUUAUCAAACGUACUUUUACCAAAAACAAGGGGUUUUGGCGUUUGCUUAGAAGUUCUACAUAACUCUUUGGAUGCAGUAUAUGACUUGACCAUCGCAUAUAAGCCUCGCUGCCCGUCUUUCAUGGACAACGUAUUCGGUACCGAUCCUUCACAAGUUCAUAUCCACGUUCGGCGAGUUCCAGUAAAGGAGAUUCCAGCAAACGAGGCAGAAUCGUCGGCUUGGUUAAUGGAUUCGUUUCAGUUGAAAGACAAACUGUUAUCCGACUUCAGUGCUCAGGGGCAGUUCCCCGAUCAGAGACCAGAAGAACAACUCUCUGUUCUCAAGUGCAUCGCAACUUUCGCAGUGGUAAUAUCUUCGACAGCACUAUUCAUCUAUCUGACCCUGUAUUCACAUUGGUGCUUCAAAGUAUAUGUUGGUCUAAGCUUCACAUAUUUAUCUUUUGCUACUUAUUACAAAUUCCGACCCUCACCAGAUGUUGGCUGUUGUAUAGGAGGGGAUUCUAGUAAAGAAAGCAAAACCCAUUAACUCUGUUGUACAUAACAAUUCUUUCUUUGCAUACAAAUGAAUAAUAUCAAGAGUUUUACAGGCAGAAAAACAUUUCUAGGCUGCCGUUUUCAUUGUUAGUUCUGUGAUCUAGUAGAGUUACUUAUUAUUUGCAUUACAUGUUCUUCUCUUGACUUGUGUCGUAACUGCACUGUGGCUUUGUCAAGCUUUUUGUGUCUUGCUGUUUCACAUCGGUGCAUCAAUUAAGAAUUAAUCAGCAUCACAACUUUGAAAACAU